AUGCAGAAACAUGACAGGGUGCAGAAACAUGGCAGGGUGCAGAAACAUGACAGGGUGCAGAAACAUGACAGGGUGCAGAAACAUGGCAGGGUGCAGAAACAUGACAGGGUGCAGAAACAUGACAAGGUGCAGAAACAUGGCAGGGUGCAGAAACAUGACAGGGUGCAGAAAUAUGACAGGGAGCAGAAACAUGACAGGGUGCAGAAACAUGGCAGGGUGCAGAAAUAUGACAGGGAGCAGAAACAUGACAGGGAGCAGAAACAUGACAGGGUGCAGAAAUAUGACAGGGUGCAGAAACAUGGCAGGGUGCAGAAACAUGGCAGGGUGCAGAAACAUGGCAGGGUGCAGAAACAUGGCAGG
Messenger RNA from Candidula unifasciata, 360 nucleotides. The record is from the annotation of a GenBank genome assembly. Lineage: Eukaryota; Metazoa; Mollusca; Gastropoda; Stylommatophora; Geomitridae.